Molecule: messenger RNA, 2168 nt
Organism: Saccostrea cuccullata (small rock oyster)
Lineage: Eukaryota; Metazoa; Mollusca; Bivalvia; Ostreida; Ostreidae
Product: heat shock 70 kDa protein 4-like
Exons: 14
Biological process (GO): protein folding
Cellular component (GO): cytosol; nucleus
Molecular function (GO): ATP binding; ATP-dependent protein folding chaperone
Source: RefSeq, a predicted model, not a curated record
GGAAAUUUCUGCGGGACUGAUUCAACAACAGCCAUUGAGGCGUUUUAGCCGACUGCAUUUCACGUGUCUUCUAGAAAAUACGAGUAUUUGAACAAAAAGUCUACUGAAUAUCUUCUCAUAAUUGAAACAAAGUCGUAAAGUGACAGACAUGUCGGUCGUUGGUGUUGAUGUGGGUAGUCUCACGUGCUUCACAGCUGUAGCUAGGACGGGGGGCAUUGAGACCAUAGCAAACGAGUACAGUGAUCGAUGCACACCAGCUUAUGUAUCAUUGAAUGAGAAAACAAGAUCCAUUGGAACCUCGGCCAAAAAUCAGUGUAUCACAAAUGUGAAAAAUACAUUCUCCUGUUUUAAAAGAUUUAUUGGUAGACAAUAUGAUGAUCCCUUGGUGCAAAAAGAGUUGCAGGAUCAUCCGAAACCAUAUUUGGUUACUAGGAGUCCAACUGGAGGCAUUUUACUACAGGCUAGAUACAUGGGUGAGUUGCAAUCAUGGACACCAGAACAAGUGACGGCCAUGUUGCUGACCAAGAUAAAAGAAACGGCAGAGAAUGGUCUCAAAACCAAAGUUGUUGACAUUGUUGUGUCUGUACCCAGCUAUUUCACUGAUGUUGAGAGGAGAGCCAUGCUGGAUUGCUGUGAGAUCAGUGGAUUAAAUUGUCUCCGACUUAUGAAUGAUUCCACUGCAGCUUCACUGGCAUAUGGUAUAUACAAGCAAGACCUACCUGGAGAGAAUGAAAAACCAAGGAAUGUUGUCAUUGUGGACAUGGGGUAUUCAACCACCCAGGUCGCAGCUGUGGCAUUUAAUAAGGGAAAACUAAAGAUGCUGGCAGUAGAAUCUGAUCCUUGUUUAGGAGGGAGAGAUUUUGAUAAAGUACUUGUGGAGUAUUUCGCCGAAGAUUUCAAAACAAGAUACAAAGUUGAUGCCCACACUAAUCCUAAGGCUUAUGUGAGGUUGACUCAAGAAUGUGAAAAACUGAAAAAGUUGAUGAGUGCAAAUUCCACAAACAUUCCUAUAAACAUUGAGUGUUUCAUGAAUGACAAGGAUGUGUCAGGGAAAAUGGACAGGACCAAAUUUGAAGAGCUGUCAGAACAGUUGUUGGCAAAAGCAAGAACAUUAUUCACAAAAAUCAAGAAUGAAUGUAAAGACAUAUACUCUGUUGAGAUUGUGGGUGGCUCUUCACGUAUCCCAGCAGUGAAGAACUUGGUGCAGGAAAUAUUUGGCAAGGAACCAAGCACAACUCUGAAUGCAGAUGAAGCUGUUGCUCGUGGCUGUGCUCUGCAGUGUGCUAUCUUGUCUCCAACUUUCCGUGUUCGAGAUUUCAACAUCAUAGAUACACAGCCCUACCCUAUCACACUCUGUUGGCAGGGGGGAACAGAAAGUGACUCCUCUUUGGAGGUUUUCCCAAGAUUUCAUCAAAUCCCAUUCUCAAAAAUGUUGACCUUCUAUCGUAAGGAACCAUUCCAACUUGAGGCAAGAUACACAUCACCAGAGAUUGUCCCACAUAAAGAAUCAUAUUUAGGGUGCUUUAAUAUACAAAAGGUCACACCUGCUGCAAAUGGGGAAAGUGCAAAAGUGAAAGUAAAAGUUCGAAUCAAUAAUCAUGGUAUAUUCUCUGUAAUGUCAGCCACACAGACAGAACAAUUAGAGGAGGAUGGAAAAGAGGAGGAAAACAUGGAUGUUGAUGGAGAGAAAAAGGCAGAAGCCCAAGUUAAUGGGGAGACACCAAUGCAAACUGACCAAGCAGGAGAAAAAUCUGCGGAGAAAACUGAAGGUGGAGAAGAGAAAAAGGAAGAGGGUAAAGAUGAAAAAGACACCAAGAAAGCCGUAAAGAAGAAGGUAAAGAAAACAGACCUUCCUGUGGAGCAACUGGUACCUCAACUGCCACCUGAGGAGAUUCUCAAACUAGUGGAACGCGAGAAUGAGAUGAAGAUGCAGGAUAAGAUGGAGAAGGAACGCAGUGAUGCUAAGAACGCGGUGGAGGAGUAUGUGUAUGAUAUGAGGGACAAGAUCAGGAGUGAUUACGCCCAGUUCAUGAAAGAAGAGGAUGCAGACAAGUUCCACCAGCAGUUAAUGGACACCGAGGACUGGUUAUAUGAUGAAGGAGACGAUCAGAUGAAACAUGUCUACGUAGAAAAACUGGAUGAAUUGAAUGUAAGAGGAUAUAUCAAAA